Molecule: messenger RNA, 940 nt
Organism: Phyllostomus hastatus (greater spear-nosed bat)
Lineage: Eukaryota; Metazoa; Chordata; Mammalia; Chiroptera; Phyllostomidae
Product: cationic trypsin
Exons: 5
Coding region: 117-857 (246 amino acids)
Biological process (GO): proteolysis
Molecular function (GO): serine-type endopeptidase activity
Source: RefSeq, a predicted model, not a curated record
CCCGUGAAAUCACGUGUCUGGCACCCGUGGCCAUGGUGGCGAUGACCAGCCUGCAGAUAUAAAUAGUGGACGAAAGCCCUUCUCGUCCAAUGCGCAUCCAGACCUAGUGAGCAACCAUGAAGGCCUUCAUCUUCCUCGCUCUCCUGGGAGCUGCUGUCGCUUUCCCCAAUGACGAUGACGACAAGAUCGUCGGGGGCUACACCUGCAAAAAGAACACCAUCCCCUACCAGGUGUCCCUGAACGCUGGCUACCACUUCUGCGGCGGCUCCCUCAUCAACGACCAGUGGGUGGUGUCUGCGGCUCACUGCUACAAGUCCCGCAUCCAGGUGCGUCUGGGAGAGUACAACAUCGAACUUGUGGAGGGCAACGAGCAAUUCAUCAAUGCUGCCAAGAUCAUCCGCCACCCCAAAUACAAUGCUAGGACCAUCGAUAAUGACAUCAUGCUGAUUAAACUGAGCUCGCCCGCCACCCUCAACUCUCGCGUCUCCACUGUCUCUCUGCCAAAAACUUGUGCAAGUGUUGGCACUCAGUGUCUCAUCUCCGGCUGGGGCAACACCCAGAGCGUCGGCACUAACUACCCCGAGCUGCCACAGUGUCUGGAUGCCCCCAUCCUCUCCGACAGCGCUUGCCGCAAUGCCUACCCAGGCGAGAUCACCAACAACAUGAUGUGCCUGGGCUUCCUGGAGGGUGGCAAGGACUCUUGCCAGGGUGACUCCGGCGGCCCCGUGGUCUGCAAGGGCCAGCUGCAGGGCAUCGUCUCCUGGGGCUACGGCUGCGCUUUGAAGGGCAAGCCUGGCGUGUACACCAAGGUCUGCAACUACGUGAGCUGGAUCAAGGACACCAUCGCUGCCAACUAAGUGCACCUCCGCGCCAGACAACGUCUCCUUCUUCCCAUGCCCGAACACAGUGCCUAAAUAAAAACAUUCUGUCCCGCAUCAAA